UCCUUAGCAACGGCCAAAUGUGUGAUUCAAAAGUAGUGACGUCACGCCUUUCCCGUGGUGCAUAGCGAGCUCAGAUUGAACCUUCGGCUGAAGGGACGUUUACAUUUCAUAUGCUCUGUUUUUUAAAUAGUAAAAAAGCGUCCGACGAAAAACUUUCCACUGGAACUGACGCAGCGAGGACGAAUCGUUCCACGGUAUCAUGGAUCAGGACUAUGAGUGCAGGCUGCUCAGGCAGAUCAACAUCCAAAAUGAGAAUGCAAGCCCCGUAAAAGCUGUAGGAGCUGCGCGAGCUCUGACACCCACCAGCUCCCCUCUGUCCUCCCCUAGCAAGCAUGGUGAUCGCUUCAUUCCCUCCCGGGCCGGAGCCAACUGGAGUGUCAACUUCCACCGCAUCAAUGAAAUUGAAAAGUCGCAUAAUCAAAAUAGGAAAACCAAAGAUGGCACAACAGACAGCAACAAAGACAAAAGCCAGAUUGGUGGGUGCUACUGGGGUAACCUGGUGGCAGUGGGGACUCAUAAAGGCUAUGUACAGAUCUGGGAUGCAGCAGCAGGGAAGAAGCUGUCUGUACUAGAGGGGCACACAGCCAGAGUGGGUGCGUUAGCAUGGAAUGCAGACCAGCUGUCAUCUGGGAGCCGUGAUCGGGUGAUCCUGCAGCGGGACAUUAGAGCCCCGCCUCUCCAGUCUGAGCGCCGUCUCCAAGGACACAGACAGGAAGUGUGCGGGCUCAAGUGGAGCACGGACCAUCAGCUGCUUGCCUCCGGUGGAAAUGAUAACAAGCUGCUCGUGUGGAACCACUCGAGCGUCCUCCCGGUGCAGCAGUACACAGAGCACUUGGCUGCAGUGAAGGCCAUCGCCUGGUCUCCCCACCAGCACGGCCUUCUGGCCUCUGGUGGCGGCACCGCCGACCGCUGCAUCCGCUUCUGGAACACUCUAACGGGCCAACCGCUGCAGUGCACUGACACGGGCUCUCAAGUCUGCAACCUGGCCUGGUCCAAGCACACAAACGAACUGGUCAGCACUCAUGGUUAUUCCCAGAACCAGAUCUUGGUGUGGAAGUAUCCCUCGCUAACUCAAGUGGCCAAACUCACAGGGCAUUCCUACAGAGUUCUCUACCUGGCUAUGUCACCCGACGGAGAGGCCAUUGUGACGGGGGCUGGAGAUGAAACUCUUCGGUUCUGGAACGUCUUCAGCAAGAUGAGAUCCACUAAGGAAUCAGUGUCAGUGCUGAACCUCUUCACAAGGAUCCGGUAGUAAACACACCCCUGUACUACGAGGGGAAUAAAGGCGGGAAGGGAAUUCUUUGUUGCAUGUGUCAAGCUCUAAGUUGGCGCCCUUCUUUGAGUGUUCACCUCGGUAGUCUACGGAGGACCUCCCCUCGAUUGCCCUUAGUUUAUUGAGCCAAACUGUUUUGCUGGGAGGUUGGAGGAUCAGGAGUGUGAAGGGCAGAGGACAAACUUUCAGUACACACAGUAUUCCACCUCCUCCUGAGUAGUGAUGGAGCCACUGCCUCCUCCAGCACACCAGAGAGCUCUGAGGAUGAGGAGGAUUUUAGGGGCAUAAUGUCCCUGGUGCGAUUAUGUUUUGUUUACAGACUGACGUUGUGCGUACCUGCCAAAUAUUGAGUUUGUCUUUUUGAUUGUCUAUUUAUUUUAUUGAGUUGUUUUUUUUUGUUUUACUUAUUUUAACACAUAUUCUUACUCGUGUGUUUGUUUCAGAGGCUGGUAGAUCCCCAUUAUGUGUAACUGCAGUUUUUGAGUGUGUUUGGCUUUGUUCAGGUUUACAGAAACAUCCAAGCUUGUCUUUUUAUAUUUUAACGACAGGCAAAAUAUCUCAUGUACACUGAUGACAGAUUUCAUAACACUGUGCCAUUUCAAGGAAUGAUAACGGUUGGACGAAUGGGCCUCAUCACCUUUUUUUAAACAUGACAUUAAGUUCAUUUUACUCAAAUGAUAUUAAGCAGUUUGGGCAAAUAUUGUUUCAUCGUUUCUAAAGAGAAAUUGGCACAUCUUAGAAGAAACUAAUACCUUACUGUAGAACAGUCACUUACAGAAAUAAUUAAUGUUCAAAUUUGAAGAUUUUAAUGUGACAUGUGUGGAAGUCUUGUUUCUUAAAUGAUAAUCAGGCAAGGAAAGUAAAAAAAGACCCUUGAGUUUAUCAGGAGUUUGAAAUGGUAACUAAAGUGCACAGUAACAACAUUUCAAAUGAAACCAGGCAGCUGUAUUGCUGCUCUGUGCUGUGUCUGCUAAGAUAUUCAAGCUUGGGGCACUUGUCUUUGCUACUUCAGACCAUUUCUGUGUUGAGCAGUCACAUUUUUUUUAAUAUAAAAAAAUCAUCUGUAGCAUUUUCUUCCAAUUUAGAUUUUUUGUUCUUCCCCUGUAUGAAUGUUUGAUAGCGUGCCACAUUUAAAUGAAUGCUAUUUAUUUGUGUUGUGAAAGGUUCUUGUACAGAGGUUGGACGUUUGUUUACUAAUGUUAUCUGAGGGAAGGUGAUGAGCAGGUUCACUGCUAAACUCUGUGGAAAUUUACUUUAAUACCACUUCAACAUCAAGACGAUGCUGCCAACUUGAAUUACAGAUAGAAUGUUAAGAAGAAAAAAUAUUUCUGUACUGAGAGAUAAUCAACAAUUAAAAGACCAUAUCUUGUA
This is a messenger RNA of Paralichthys olivaceus (Japanese flounder), 2644 nucleotides long. The record is from RefSeq and is a predicted model, not a curated record. NCBI's taxonomy places the organism in Eukaryota, Metazoa, Chordata, Actinopteri, Pleuronectiformes, Paralichthyidae.